GUUCAUCAAUUAGCGUCCAUUGUCAUCUCUUCUUUAAGGGGCCAUCACUAUCUCUGCGAGCACUACAUCAUGUCAUCCAAAACCAAACGUCAUUCAACAUCCUCCACGUAUGGAAAGAAAUCACAACCGAUAGAUCUCGUCGAAGAUCAGUCGUCGAUGAGCUCCGAUGAUGGAUCUGAUUCUGCUCAACCGGUACGGCCCUCGAAAAAAAAGGGUGGCCGAAAAUCCAACGAUAGCGACGAACCUGAUGUUAAUCGGAUUCUCAAAUCGGAGGGGUCGGAAGAAGAGGACGAGGAGGAGGAAGAAGAGGAAAACUACGAAGUCUCCAAAAUCAAGGCUCACCGCGUUAAACGGGGCCAAACUGAGUACCAAGUUGGAUGGAAAAACUACGAAUCCGAUGACGAUAGUUGGGAACCUGAAAGUAACCUGGCUGGUGCGAAAGAGCUAUUGAGAAAGUAUAAACUCGAACAUGACAUAGGAUCGAAACCCAAGAGUGCACGAAACUCUACAAUAUCUAGCAAAUCUACUAACAAGAAACCCCGCGAUGCCGACGAAGAUAAGCAACCUGAUUCGACUGCAAAGAAAAGCUCCACAUUGAAACGUAAAAGGGAUGAAGAAACGACUAAAGGUAGUAUCGCCCCCUUGCGUAAGAAUGGAUUCGCGAGUAAGAAAAAAGACGUCCCGACCGGGCCGCCCUCCGAACAAAGUGGUUCACCCCAGGCUGAGGCGGAUUGUGAGCCAGACGAACCUUGGGAAGAUCAUGUUAAGCAUGUUAUCACUAUAGAAAGACAUGGAAGCGAAUACGGCCAGAACUCGCAAAAGACAGGCGCAACCCGUUCCGGUGAAAUCCGCGUACUACUGCAGCUUAAAUCUAAUAAAACAGCCUGGGUAUCCAACUCCGCUGCUAGAGAGAAGGUUCCUAUGGUCAUGCUAGACUUUUAUGAAAAGCAUCUGCAAUUUGCUAAGCCUGAAUGAAUCACGUGAAGGAAGAGGUUACAACAUAGACUUGAUGCGAUUAUAAGUUCUGCUAGGAUGUUUUGUAUAUUGAGUCUACUUUGGCAACAGAUUUGGACUCCUUACGUACCUUCUUUCUUUCUUUUGGCUUUAGUUUUCCUACUCAUUGCUUUUGCGGAUGCGUUAUUCCCGAUCAUAGUAUACUCUUGCACUGGCGAAAUACUGUGAUGUGAAAAAUUGUUUCUGCCUCUGCCAUUGCUUGUUGAGGCAGGCCCAUUUGUGGCUUCCUCCUUCUUGACUUGCCUUUGGAGCUGUCUUCUGACCAUGUCUUGUACUCUUGAUUUAUAUACAAGCUGUCCUGUCAACAAAUAACAAUGUAACCUUCAUGAUCAGAGAC
Molecule: messenger RNA, 1351 nt
Organism: Melampsora larici-populina 98AG31
Lineage: Eukaryota; Fungi; Basidiomycota; Pucciniomycetes; Pucciniales; Melampsoraceae
Exons: 7
Coding region: 70-975 (301 amino acids)
Biological process (GO): chromatin organization; negative regulation of transcription by RNA polymerase II
Cellular component (GO): nucleus; pericentric heterochromatin
Molecular function (GO): chromatin binding
Source: RefSeq, a predicted model, not a curated record